Messenger RNA from Phlebotomus papatasi, 1762 nucleotides. RefSeq lists its product as uncharacterized. The transcript is spliced from 4 exons. Lineage: Eukaryota; Metazoa; Arthropoda; Insecta; Diptera; Psychodidae. The coding region runs from base 303 to 1559 and encodes 418 amino acids. The record is from RefSeq and is a predicted model, not a curated record.
GGAUUUCUGCAGCAGUUUGACAUCGGUGCUGGUCGAGUUAGUUUUGCUCCAGGAAGAGUUUAGGAGUUAAGUGCUUGGGGAACUUAUUAAAAUAAUAAAGUGCAUCUUAAGUGGAUGAUUUUGCAAUGAAAAAUUUACUCGCAGUUUGGAUUAUCUACUAGUUAAAGACACCGAUUUGAAGUACAAUUAACAUUGUAUUUCUGGUUAUUAGAAAACAAAAGUUUCAGCCGCAGGGGAACCCUCCAACUAAAAGGAUUAAUUGUCUAAUCUGGAGAAAAUCCACGAGAAAAUCGAUUGCAAUAAUGUCGGACACGCUUGAAGUGAGGGAUUUAGCUAGUCUCUUAACACCCAAGCUUAACGGUAGAAAGAUUAUGGACUGUACGACAAAGAACCUUACAACUGUUGGUGACAACUACGGUAGCACGAUGCUCUCAUUGACCGUUAAAGUGGGUUCCGAAGAUGGUUCAGAAGAGGAAUGUCUGCAAUUAGUGGGGAAAAUGUGUCCGACUAAUAAAAUGCUCCUCGACAUCUUCCAAGUGGACAUAACAUUUACCAAAGAGAUGACCAUUUAUAUGGUGUCAGUGCCAGAAUUUCUGCGUCUGCAGGAGGAGGAAAAUUGCCCAGAAGACGAGAGACUCGAUAUGUUUAUUGAGUGCUAUGGGUCAAGAACCUCUCUCGAUCCUGACACUAAAUCUGUCGAUGCUGAUGCUGUGCUGCUGCUUGAGAAUGUCAAAGUCAAAGGGUACAUAGUUGGUGAGAGGUCGAAGGGUUUUGACACAGAACACACAGAGCUCAUCCUGAAGAAUGUGGCUAAAUUCCAUGCAGCUCCAAUUGCCUUGAGGUACAAGAAUCCGGAAAUCUUUGAACAGAAAGUGCGAUGCCAUCUUAAGAAGAUUGAUAUUGACGAAGGCUUAACAAGUGAAGCAUCGGCGGAAAUGAAGAAGAAACAAUUUCAGGCCCUCAAAAAUGAAUUAAAAUCCAUUCCCGAGGUCUUACAACUCUUCGACAUCAUAGAUCGUCAGUUUGAAAUGUGCCAGGAGCGACAAGGAGAUUUGGAUUUUUAUGAGGAGAAUCCCUUUAACACAAUCUGCCACAAUGAUCUUUGGGUGAACAAUGUAAUGAUUGCGUACGAUGAUCAUGGAAAACCAACAAGGGUGAAAAUAUUCGACUUCCAGCUCAUAAUGUAUGCAUCCCUCUCAAUAGAUGUGCUUUUCUUCCUCUUCACCAGUGUCCAAAAUGACAUUCUAUUGGAGCACUUUGAGUAUUUUCUCAAGUUCUAUUUCGACGAAUUCUGCAAAAGUUUAAAGUACUUUGGAUGUUCUCUGGAUGAUUUUACGUGGGAGAAGUUCAUUGAGGACUUUAACAAGCAAGCACCAUAUGAACUCUACCAUUUGGCUGCAAUGACAAAAAUUCUGCUGAUAGACAAGCAAAAAAUGGCAGAAAAGAAGGAAAUCACCGAUGAUACCUUUUCCGAUGCUGAUAUGGUAGGACCAAAUUACUAUGAGAAACUGAAACUCCUUAUUCUGGAGUACAAAAAGCGCAACUGGUUGAUUAAAUGAGCAAAAGAAGCGAUUGUAAAUGAUGAUCCCUGAUUAAAUUAACAAGUGGCAACACCCAGUAUAAUAAUUUCUCAACAGGCGAUAGUAUUUCUCAACACUCCUUUUUUGCCAUUUGGAUUCUGAUAUGCGAGGGGAUUCAAUUUAAAGGCGAAAUGGAGACAGUAAUUAAUUUAUCGUACAAUAAACUCCUUGUUGUGGAUGAA